Heterobilharzia americana is the source of this 1017-nucleotide messenger RNA. Lineage: Eukaryota; Metazoa; Platyhelminthes; Trematoda; Strigeidida; Schistosomatidae. The record is from the annotation of a GenBank genome assembly.
AUGGAUGAUUUAUACAAACAUUUGAAAGAAAUCCAAUGUCUAUCAAUCACAGAUUAUUUAAAACAUGAAAAAGUGUAUACUACUCACUCUGAACAGUUGAUGAAUACACCUGUCAUUAUAAUUGUUACACCUGAAUUGAUUGUUUUACUAAGAAGGUUAUGUUACAAACUGGGUAUCAUUAAAUCAGCUAAUCAUUAUGCUGAUAGCCUAUCAUCAUCAUCGUCGUCGUGGUCAUCAUCAUCAGAUUAUACACAAAGUAAAAUAAAUGAUCAUUCACAGUUUAAUUUUUCAAAUCUAAUCUGUCAAGGAUAUGCGUUAUUAAAACAACUGUGUGAUCAAUUUUCAAUUUCAAAUAUUUCUGAAAUAAAAGGGACUAGUAUUCAAUUGGAACUAUUUAACAUUUAUACAAAAUUUAUUCAAUAUGAAAAAGAAUUGGAACCAUACUAUGAUAUGACUUGUCAACGUAUACAAAGAACAAAUAAUCGAUUAAAUGUAACUGAUAGAUUGCUUGGUUAUCGUAAUAAUUUGAACUGUGUCAAUCCCACAAAGUAUACACAAGCGUAUGAAACUGAGUUUAUUAAAGAGAAGAGACCUCAGAUAGCUCCUCGAUUUAACAUUAUUAACUAUGAAGAGAUGAAGUAUGAUUCUGUUGGUCAAUCGAAUUGUGAACAGAAGAAAAAUCAUGUUGAAUGGCCUUCAACUAUUCAGGAACGAUCAGGAAUAUGUCUGGAUUAUCCAGGCAGAUCAGAGACUCAUUCUGCUUUUACAAGACCCUGUCACAGUGUAUCGGAAGUCCUAUCAAAUCAUGGUCAACUGCGUGCAUGUACACCAGGCUAUCGAAUAAAUCCACAACCAGAAAUUAAAAUAGAUGGAUUUUACACCAUGAAACAGAAUCGAUUGAGUCCUAUGGAGAAGUCAGAGUAUAUGCAAGCGUUCACCUUACCAGAUGGUAAAAUGAUACAUACAAGCCCAUGGAAUAGAUCAAAUGAGUUCAACUAUGCAUAUGGUGUUAAUUAA